Molecule: messenger RNA, 789 nt
Organism: Candidozyma haemuli
Lineage: Eukaryota; Fungi; Ascomycota; Pichiomycetes; Serinales; Metschnikowiaceae
Product: GATA-type transcription factor
Exons: 1
Coding region: 1-789 (262 amino acids)
Biological process (GO): regulation of DNA-templated transcription
Molecular function (GO): sequence-specific DNA binding; zinc ion binding
Source: RefSeq, a predicted model, not a curated record
AUGCUUUACUAUUCUUCCUGGGAAAUCGGCUCAUACAACAACUUUCCAACCAUGCAAAACGCAGUAAUGGAAUCACCACGUUCCCAUCCUACCAAACUUCCCUCUGUCCAAGAGAUGUUACAGAGAAUCCAAGACUAUGACCUGGGCAACACUAGUCUGUUGAAUAUUUUACCACCAAUCCAACUGUAUUCACCGGCCUCCAUCAACCUGUCCCUUUCACAAUCAUCAUACUCAACCACCAGCACCACCACCGCCAACCUGACCCUUUCAAAGUUAUCCAAUUCUACUACUGCCACUCCACCAGCAGAGCACCUGGCAACUCCAAAACUAACCGAAGUCACUAGCAUGCCUAAGCCAAGAGCAGCCUUGCCAACGCCUACCCCCAGUCCGUUGUCCAAGAAGCCUAUCGUGGCUUCUGUCUCGCCUAAGCUCAGCAAGCCACAAAAGUAUACCAAGAAGUCUCUUCUUUCGUCUCCCCAGAAGGAAAAGACAAUUGUCAAGAGUACUGUGGCCAAGAGAAGAGGCAGAAAGAAGAAGCCAGAGGCUUACUGCCACCAGUGUGGCCUGACUUCUACUCCCGAAUGGAGAAGAGGCCCUUCGGGUUCCAGGUCGUUGUGUAACGCCUGUGGUCUUUUUUAUAUGAAGUUGCAACGCAAGUUCAGUGACGACCAAGCCAAGACUAUCUUUAUUUAUAAGAAGAAGACAGACACUGUGGUUGACAGGGUGCUUCCAAACACCAUUGAGUUGACCAGAAUGUGUACAACCGUCCAGCAGAGCAACUGGCAAUGA